AUGGAACAAAAAAUUGAGUUAUUUUAUUUUAUUAAAUUUUCUAUGCUUUUCUUCUUAAUUUGGAUAUGUCAUUUUUAUAGCGAUACAAGCCUGUUUAAGAUAUCUUUAGAUGACAGUUUAAAAUUUGAUAGAAAAUUAGAUAUAAGAAAUUACAGAUUAUUAGCAAAAUAUAAGCAGAAUAAGUAUUCAAAUAUUGUAGGGUUAAAUAAGGUUAUAGCAAAUAAUGGAAAGGGGGAAAAAACAGCUUUAUAUAAUAAUGAAAAUGAGUUCACAAAAAAAAAAAAUCAAUCUAACAGAUAUCCAUUAAAUAGGGCGCAAUACUACACAGAAGUUAUGGAUUAUAAUAAUGGGAUUUUUGAUGGAAAAUAUUUUCAUUUUGAAAAGAAAUGGAUCAGAAAAAAAGAUCAUGAUGCUUUUCUUGAAAAAAACAGAAGAAUUAGUGAUAUAGUUCUAAAAAAUAUAAAAUUUAGAAGUUACGCAUUGUGUGUAUUUUUAUUUAUUCUUUUUUUUUUGUUGGGAAUAGGAUAUCCUAUAUUACAAGGAUUAAAAGUGUUGAGUCCUGCAGUGACUUCGAUUGCAAGUUUAUUAGAAAAAAUUAGUGCUGAUGUUAAAACAAUGCUAGAACCAUAUAUUUCUUUAAUAUUAUUUUGCAUACCUGUCAUUUUAUUAGUUGUCAUCAUUGUAAUAACUAUACCUAAGAUCUUAAGAAAUAAUGAAAAAUAUAAGAAAAUUAGAUAUAUGACUGAGUGA
Plasmodium malariae is the source of this 750-nucleotide messenger RNA. RefSeq names its product fam-m protein. The transcript is spliced from 2 exons. The record is from RefSeq and is a predicted model, not a curated record. Bases 1 to 750 code for a protein of 249 amino acids. NCBI's taxonomy places the organism in Eukaryota, Apicomplexa, Aconoidasida, Haemosporida, Plasmodiidae.